AUGAUCCUCUGGGAGUCAUGCAUAUUUCUCAUGGGCUAUGGCCUGCAUCCGAUUAUAUUAGGCCCCGGCCCUCAUACUUGGAGAAAGCCUGGCCCGGCGGGCCAAAAGAAAGUCCAGCACCAGCAGUACCAGAUGCCUGAGUUGAACAGAGCCCUUAGCGUCUCACUGGCCGCCUCCUGCUCGGCCAUCUCCCUGGGUGUGCCCGAUGGCUGCCACCAGUCUGCCGCCUCCUCUUCCACUGCGGUAGCUGACAUCCAGCAAGGCAUCUCUAAGUACUUGGAUGCCCUCAACGUGUUUUGCCGGGCCAGCGCCUUCCUCACCGACCUGUUCAGCAGUGUGUUCAGGAACUCUCACUACUCCAAAGCGGCUAUGCAACUGAAGGACGUGCAGGAACAUGUCAUGGAGGCGGCCAGCCGGUUGACUGCGGCCAUCAAGCCGGAAAUUGCCAAGAUGCUGAUGGAGUUGAGCGCUGGGGCUGCCAACUUUAAAGAUCAGAAUGACUUGAACUUGCAAGAUGUUGAAGUCCUGGGCCGGUGCUUCUUGACAGUGUUGCAGGUUCACUUCCAGUUCCUUUCGCAGACCCUGCAGAAGGUCCAGCCAGUGGCUCAGUCCUGCUUGGCUGAAGCUCUGGCACAGGCACAGGAGCGCUCAGCCAACGCUCGGUCCCAAAGCGCCGAGCUCGGGCCGCUCACGGAGCUGGAGGAAGCCUCCCGCUCUUGGAAAGGAGCAGCUGAGGCUACGGCGAGACUGCGGGAGAGGGGUCGUGAUGGGUGCCUGGCAGGCCUCCAGGUCCAGCAGCUCUUCUGCUCACACAAUACCAACAUCCCCGAGCAUCAGUUGAAGGAGCUCAACAUGAAGAUCGACAGUGCUUUACAGGUGUACAAGGCAGCACUGGAGAGCUUGGGCCAUAGUGAGUACGCACUGAAGGCCGGUUUCCAUCUGAACCCCAAAUGUGUGGAGGCGGCUUUGCAGGGUUGCUGCGGUGAGGCGGAGGCGCAACAGGCAGGCCGGAUGCAGACCACCUCUCAGCCUAUCCAAUGCGAGCUGCCCACCAUCCCCGUGCAGAUUGGUUCGCAUUUCCUCAAGGGUGUGUCCUUCAACGAGUCGGCGGCAGAGAACCUCAAACUGAAAAUGCAAACCAUGCUGCAGCUAAUUAAAGAGGCGUUGGGCCAAAAUGGGUUGACCCCCAGGGAUGACUCCCCUGUCACCGAAGUACUCAACCAAGUGUGUCCAUCCAGCUGGAGGGGAGCCUGCAAGACAGCUGUCCAGCUGCUGUUUGCUCAGGCUGGUCUGGUGAGUACAAAGACUGAAAUGGACCACCGAAAUGCAGCGUUCAGUGUGGAAGUAAUGUCUCCUCAAGACUGUGCCAGCUGUAACUGGGUUGCAUAGGACAUAUGGGGUGUACGUUGAUUGCCUGAUUAAAAUAGUGCCGUAGACUGAAUUGAAUUGCAGGACAUAGUCUUCACUUUGAACACACUAUGCCUGUUGAAGAAUUGCAUUUAAUCGAUGCCGCAAGAGGCACCCCUUGCCCCGGAUUCUAUUCCCCAAAUUUAAGUGUAUCAUUAAGUGGAAAAAAAAUUUAAACAGCGAUUCCCAUGAUUACUUUGUUAGUUACUUGGCCACUUCAACAGUGUCGUGAAAAAGUAUUUGCCUCCUCCUAAUUUUUUUUCAUGAAUUUUUUAUUCAGGUAUAUCACACAGAGGUUUCAAAUCAUCAAACAAUUUUAAUAUCACUCAAAGACAAAUAAAUGCAGUUUUCAAAUAAUUCAAUUAAUUUAGGCACAACAAAAAUCCAAACCUUUCUAACCUUACGUAAACAUGUAAUUGCCCCCCUUGUUAAAUCAGUAAUAACCACAAGUUUGGGAAAGGUGAAUCUGGUAAAGGUUAUAAUGCCAUCUCCAAGACUUUGGGGCUCCAGCAAACCACUGCCAGAGCCAUUUUCCACAAAUGAAGAUAGCAACAAUGGCCAACCUUCCCAGGAGUGAACAACCAAUUAAAACUACUCCUAGAGUCUGACGACAGCUCAUCCAGGAGGUCACAAAAGAAGCUCAAACAACAUUUAAAGACCUGGAGGCCUUGUUGGCCUCAGUUAAGAUCAAUGUUCAUUAGUCUACAUAAGAGACACUAGCCUAAAAUGGUAUCCAUGGGAAGAAUUCCCAGGUGAAAACUCCUGCUGUCAGCAAAGAAUACAAAGGCUCGUCUCACGUUUGCCAAACAACAACUUCUGGCGUCUGGUGUAAAAAUGGCACACAGUUUGAUAAAAAGAACAUUAUGCCAAUAGUAAAGCACAGUGGUGGGAGUGUUCUGAGGCUGGUUUAAUACCUCAGGCCAGGACAACUUGCUGUUAUUGAUGGAACAAUGAAUUCUGCUGUGUACUGUGUGUAAAAUCUGUAAGGAGAACGUCCGGCCAUCAAUUCAUGCCCUCAAACUCAAGUGCUCUUUGGCCAUGCAGGGGGUCAACGAUCCGUAACAUACAAGUGAGUCCAGUUCUGGCUCAAAAAAAAAAAAAAAAAAAAAGUUCUGGAGUGCCCACAUCAAAGUCUAGAUUUAAAUCCAAUUGAGAUGCUGUGGUGUGACUUUUUCGGGCAGUUCAUGAAAUGUCAUUUGAAAACUGAAUUCUGUGUUUCCUUGGGUUGUCUCUCUGAGUGAUAUUAAUUUCGGUUUGAUGAUUUGAAACCUUUUAUGUGUGAUAGAUAUGGGGGAAAAAACAAAAAUCAGGAGGGGGGAAAUACGUUUUCACAGGCCUGUAUAUUUCUAU
Molecule: messenger RNA, 2757 nt
Organism: Syngnathoides biaculeatus (alligator pipefish)
Lineage: Eukaryota; Metazoa; Chordata; Actinopteri; Syngnathiformes; Syngnathidae
Product: granule associated Rac and RHOG effector protein 1-like
Biological process (GO): Rac protein signal transduction
Molecular function (GO): CCR4-NOT complex binding
Source: RefSeq, a predicted model, not a curated record